ACAAACAGAGAGAAAAUGGCUUGCUUCUUCUCAAAAGAGUCUGUUCUAGUCAUUCUUCUUUUAGGAAUUUGCUUGGUUAGUGAAGCUCAACAAUGUCGUCCGAGCGGAAGAAUUAGAGGAAGGAAGCCCCCUCCUGGACAAUGUAACACGGAGGAUGACUCUGACUGCUGUAAAGCUGGAAAGAUGUACCCAACCUACAUUUGCUCACCACCCACGUCCGGUAACACUCGGGCAUAUCUCACUCUCAACAGCUUUGAGGCAGGUGGUGACGGAGGAGGCCCAUCCGAAUGUGACGGCAAGUACCACAAUGACAACACUCCGGUUGUUGCAUUAUCCACCGGAUGGUACAAUGGUGGAUCAAGGUGCCUUAACAACAUCAGAAUUAACGGUAAUGGGCGUAGCGUGGUGGCCAUGGUGGUGGAUGAGUGUGACUCAACUGAGGGAUGUGAUGCAGAUCAUGAUUAUCAGCCUCCUUGUCCAAACAACAUUGUUGAUGCUUCCAAGGCUGUCUGGAAAGCCUUAGGCGUAUCUGAGGACAAUUGGGGCGGCUUGGAUAUUACGUGGUCCGACGCUUAGUUACAUUACAGAUGCUUAGUUUCAUUACAGUUUGUCUAGAUUGUUACAUGUUGUUCUUUUUUUUCGGGUGUGAUGUUGCUUAUUAUUGUUGUAUAUGUGUGCUUAUGUAUGUGGAAUUUAAUAUAUUUACAUUAUCGAAGGUUAAUAUAAAAUAC
Argentina anserina (silverweed cinquefoil) is the source of this 731-nucleotide messenger RNA. Its product is annotated as kiwellin-1-like. The record is from RefSeq and is a predicted model, not a curated record. The coding region runs from base 16 to 576 and encodes 186 amino acids. Lineage: Eukaryota; Viridiplantae; Streptophyta; Magnoliopsida; Rosales; Rosaceae. The transcript has a single exon.